Molecule: messenger RNA, 1440 nt
Organism: Penicillium crustosum
Lineage: Eukaryota; Fungi; Ascomycota; Eurotiomycetes; Eurotiales; Aspergillaceae
Product: aldehyde dehydrogenase family protein
Exons: 2
Coding region: 1-1440 (479 amino acids)
Molecular function (GO): aldehyde dehydrogenase (NAD+) activity
Source: RefSeq, a predicted model, not a curated record
AUGACUAUCGACGCCCAAACAUUGGAUUUUACUACAUUCCGAAAUGUGAUCAAUAAUCAAUUGACCACGACAACGGAGACCCGGCAUGGGAUCAACCCUGCCAACACCCAGCCUAAUCCACCCGUGCCGGUUUCGACCCAGGAGGAUCUUGACAAGGCCGUAAACGCGGCUAAAGAUGCGUUCAAGGGUUGGUCCAAGACCUCCUUUGAAGAGCGCCGUAAAGCUCUGCAUGCCUGGGCUGAUGCCAUUGACGCUAAUGCCGACGGAUUUGCGAAGACCCUCACAAUGGAACAAGGAAAACCAUUGACUCAAUCAUCUGUGGAGGUGGGUCUGGCAGGUGUAUGGAUUCGUGGUAUUACAGCUAUUGAGAUUACCGACAAUAUCAUCGAGGAAACCGAAGAUCGGAAGAUCGUUCAACGCCAUACACCCAUCGGCGUGGUGGGCGCUAUUGUCCCCUGGAACUUCCCCGUCCUGUUGGCUGUUGGCAAAAUCGCCCCUGCUCUAUACACCGGAAACACCAUUAUUGUGAAGCCAUCCCCCUUCACACCUUAUUGCGACUUGAAGCUGGUUGAGCUUGCCACCAAGUUUUUCCCUCCUGGCGUGGUUCAAUGUCUGAGCGGCGAGGAGUCCCUCGGCCCGUUGUUCACUGCUCACCCUGGAAUCGAGAAGAUCAGCUUUACUGGGUCGAUCGCCACUGGAAAGCGGGUUAUGGCCGCAUGUGCCACGACUCUCAAGCGCGUUACACUGGAGCUGGGUGGCAAUGACCCGGCGAUUAUCUGCGACGACGUUGACAUCGAUGCUAUUAUCCCCAAGAUUGGAACCCUUUCUUAUCUCUGCAGCUCACAGAUCUGCAUGAUGAUCAAGCGACUUUAUGUCCACGAGAAGAUUUAUGACGAGUUCUUGGAAAAGUUAGUCGCAUUUGUGAAGACCCUGAAGGUAGGCGAUGGCACCGAGGCGGAUACCUUCUUUGGACCUGUUCAAAAUCAAAUGCAAUAUGAGAAGGCCAAGGACUUGUUCAGCAGCAUUGGUACUGAAAACCUGAAAGCUGCACUCGGAGGCUCGAUCGAGAACUCUUCUGGGUACUACAUUCACCCGACUAUCAUCGACAAUCCCCCCGAGACAUCACGCGUGGUACAGGAAGAGCCAUUUGCUCCCAUCCUACCUGUCCUGAAAUGGUCUGAUGAGGACGAGGUUCUUAAGCGUGCGAAUGCCUUGGAGACUGGAUUAGGCGCUUCUGUCUGGAGUAAGGAUUUCGAACGCGCAACUCGGAUGGCAGAUCAACUCCAAUCUGGCGUUGUGUGGGUAAAUAGCCACUUUGAUGUGGCGCCGAAUGCACCCUUUGGUGGCCACAAGCAGAGUGGUAUGGGUGUGGAAUGGGGUCUUGAGGGUCUGCUCGGGUACUGCAAUUCGCAGACUCAGUGGCUGAAGAAGAGUUUCUAG